Messenger RNA from Gastrolobium bilobum, 752 nucleotides. Its product is annotated as B3 domain-containing protein At2g33720-like. NCBI's taxonomy places the organism in Eukaryota, Viridiplantae, Streptophyta, Magnoliopsida, Fabales, Fabaceae. The transcript has a single exon. Gene Ontology annotation, molecular function: DNA binding. Bases 60 to 677 code for a protein of 205 amino acids. The record is from RefSeq and is a predicted model, not a curated record.
CAAGCUUUCAAAUUCUUCUACUUAUUACCAACUUUCACCCGAUCCACUCUCUGAUCCUCAUGCAUCACGAACUAACGGGCUCUUACAACAUUCCACAAGGAAAAAAGGGUCAUGAUGAAUCAUCUGCAAUGAUUUCUACAGAGUUAUCACUAAGUCCAAGCAGCUUCCAAAGCAAAAAAAGGAAGCAUAUUGGUGGUGCAAGCAGAACCCAAUGUUCUAGUGCUUCAAAGAGAAACAGAAAGAAGACAUCAUCAGCAUGUUGCAACAAUAAUAAUGAGAGGCAGUACAAUUGGGGGUGUUCAACAUCAUUGGAGCUUUAUGAUAACCCAUGGAAGAUCAAGAAAGCCUUAACAUCAAGUGAUCUUGGGAAACUGAAUAGGCUCUUGUUUGGGGAAGAUUUGCUUGAAAACUUAAUGGUUCCUGUACUUGGUGUUGAUGCUCAAAGAGAAGCUGAAAAUGGAAUGGGAACCCCAAUUAGGGUUUGGGAUGUUGACACCAUGUCCAUGCACCACUUGAUUCUCAAGCGUUGGGCUUCUUUCAAGAACUAUGUUUUGAUUGGGAAAUGGAAUCCAGAUUUUGUGAAGAGAAGGGAGUUGAAGAAAGGAGAUGAAAUUGGAUUUCAAUGGGAUUCUUAUAAACACUGCUUUAACUUCUCAGUGCUUAAUCGAACUCAGUAGUGACUAUAGCAACUCUACCUUUGUGAUGAAUAAUCAGCUCUCUGGUAAUAGAAAUCAUGUAAAAUAUAUAUUGCU